AGGCACCUGGUCACAUCUCCCCUUGCUGUCUUUUACUAGAACUUUUACAUAAUCUUGAAAACUCAGUGAGAACCAAGAUGUCGUUUACACAGAUCGCCCGCAGCUGCAGUCGGCUGGCGUCGACUUUGGCCACAAAAAGGAUCGCCUCCGCCGCGGUUGUCCAGACACAGGCCAGGAUGAUGCACAGGAUCACCAUGCCGGCUAUUGCCAGCCAGUUGAGCCAAAACUUCGCAGCUCGCAACUACUCGGCUAAAAGCACCAUUGAGGACAUCAAGUUCCGUGUGCUUAAAGUGGUUUCGGCCUACGACAAAGAGUGCAGAGGUCGCUGGCAAACGCAAUCGGUGCGCAGAUACUCGGCGAAACCGCCGCUCUCGCUGAAGCUCAUCAAUGAGCGCGUCUUGCUUGUGCUCAAGCUGUACGACAAGAUCGAUCCCAGCAAGCUUAACGUUGAAUCGCACUUCAUCAACGACCUGGGACUGGACUCUUUGGAUCACGUUGAGGUCAUUAUGGCCAUGGAGGAUGAGUUCGGAUUCGAGAUUCCCGACUCUGAUGCCGAGAAGCUGCUUAAACCUGCCGACAUUAUUAAGUACGUCGCCGAUAAGGAGGAUGUGUACGAGUAAAUUGUAAUUGUAAUGCACGCCAUGAAACGGAUUACACUUAACUUUAAAUAGAAAACAAGUCAAAUACAAUUUGAACAACUGAAUAAACCAAACCUUACAUAAA
Drosophila bipectinata is the source of this 723-nucleotide messenger RNA. RefSeq names its product NADH dehydrogenase (ubiquinone) acyl carrier protein (gene ND-ACP). NCBI's taxonomy places the organism in Eukaryota, Metazoa, Arthropoda, Insecta, Diptera, Drosophilidae. Gene Ontology annotation, biological process: fatty acid biosynthetic process. The record is from RefSeq and is a predicted model, not a curated record. Gene Ontology annotation, molecular function: acyl carrier activity; acyl binding. Gene Ontology annotation, cellular component: mitochondrion.